AUCAGAUACAUAUUUCUCCUUCCUCCUCCUGCAAGGUACACCUGAUUCCCAUCGUUCGCCUCCGGCGUCGAAGUGCCGGAUCGGGAAUUUGUUUGGGAGUUGGUGUCUUUGUGUUUGAAUUUGGAGAGUUGAGAUUUGUGAGUUUGCGGAUUGAUUGAUUCAUUGCCUCGUGAGAUUUGCCCGAAAGGUUGGAUUUUUCGUUCCCUUUUUUGGGGGAAAGUUCGGAUUUUUUUUGUUUGCUCGAUGCCUUCGUCCAUGGCGACGCCGUCUUCCUACUGGUGCUACCGCUGUAGACGGUUCGUCCGCGUGUGGCCACAGGAGGCGAUCGUCUGUCCCGACUGCGACGGCGGCUUCCUCGAGGAGGUUGAUUCGCCGCCUCGCCGCUUUCACUCUCCCGCAGAGAGCCGCCGCCGCCGUCUUGUCCCCUCGUCGCCUGGUUCUCCCGCGGUCGGAAGCGAUGGAUCCGCCGCUGACGGCCUCCCCCGCCAGUCGUCCGAUCUCAGAUACCGCCGCCACCGCCGCACGUCGGCUCGCGACCGUUCUCCCUUUAACCCCGUCAUCGCCCUUCGCAGCCCGUCCCGCAGCAGCGCCCGCGACUCCGAUCUAGAUUCCAGCACCAGCUUCGAGCUCUACUACGAAGACGGCACCGGAUCUGGCCUCCGACCGUUGCCGGAAAGCAUCUCGGAUUUCCUGAUGGGCUCCGGCUUCGACCGCCUACUCGACCAGCUCGCACAGAUCGAGGUCAACGGCAUCGUCCGCGGGAGGGGGUGCGACAACUCUCCGGCGUCGAAGGUCGCCAUCGAGUCGAUGCCCACGGUGGAGAUUGUCGACGAACACAUCGGGAAAGAUUGCCAUUGCGCCAUCUGCAUGGACCCCUUCGAGCUCGGGGUAGAGGCUCGGGAGAUGCCCUGCAAACACAUUUACCAUCAAGACUGCAUCUUGCCAUGGCUAUCGCUACGGAACUCGUGCCCUGUCUGCCGCCAUGAGAUGCCGACAGAUGUGCAAGGACACGACACGGCAAUGGUGGAAGAGGGCGAGACGACCGCUGCAGCCGGGAGCGAGGAGGAGACCGUGGGACUCACGAUAUGGAGGCUUCCCGGCGGGGGUUUCGCGGUGGGGAGGUUCUCCGGGGGCAGGAGAGCAGGGGAAGUUCAGCUUCCCGUAGUGUACACAGAGAUGGAUGGUGGAUUCAAUAACAGCGGAGCCCCGAGAAGAGUGUCAUGGCCUGGAAUGCCGACCAGGUCGAGGGAGAGCAGUGGAAUUCACCGAGCAGUUCGCAGUUUCUUCUCGUUCUUUGGAUUCGCACGGUCAUCUUCCUCCUCUCCACGGACGAGCUUAGAACCUCAACCUUCAUUCCCUCACAGCGACAGGAGGUCAAUUUUCAGAAGGCGCUCGAGAAGUAGAAGCUCCAACUUCGAAGCAAAUGCCAACGUGAAUGCUUGAUGCAGAAGUUGGGACUUGAAGUAAUUUUUCAGAUUUGUUUUGAUUGUAAAUAUGUUCCUUCAAUUUGUACGAAACAAUCAACUAUUACUUUUGCGAUAAGGGCGAUCAAUUUGCGAGGCUCAAGGAUUUCGUUCCUGGUGGCUACUUUUAGCAGUCGCUUGAUAA
Molecule: messenger RNA, 1608 nt
Organism: Zingiber officinale
Lineage: Eukaryota; Viridiplantae; Streptophyta; Magnoliopsida; Zingiberales; Zingiberaceae
Product: probable E3 ubiquitin-protein ligase RHC2A
Exons: 1
Coding region: 244-1443 (399 amino acids)
Biological process (GO): protein ubiquitination
Cellular component (GO): cytoplasm
Molecular function (GO): ubiquitin protein ligase activity
Source: RefSeq, a predicted model, not a curated record